Molecule: messenger RNA, 3709 nt
Organism: Neomonachus schauinslandi (Hawaiian monk seal)
Lineage: Eukaryota; Metazoa; Chordata; Mammalia; Carnivora; Phocidae
Gene: GYS1
Product: glycogen synthase 1
Exons: 16
Coding region: 222-2435 (737 amino acids)
Biological process (GO): glycogen biosynthetic process
Cellular component (GO): cytoplasm
Molecular function (GO): alpha-1,4-glucan glucosyltransferase (UDP-glucose donor) activity
Source: RefSeq, a predicted model, not a curated record
UUCACUGCAGGGGCCCCACCAGGCUCAGUGACGCUGCGGCCGCCUCCUGCCUAGGGCCUGGCCCUCCCUGGCGGGGGUGCGGUCGUGCAAUAGGAAGCCGAGGGCGUUGCAAGCUUCCCGUUGGGCACUAGCUACCUGGCCCCGCGCCCUGCCCUUUGCAUUCCCCAGACACCUCUGGAGCCCCCACCUGUGGCCCCUGGAGCCCCCUUCACGCGUCGGCCAUGCCUCUAAGUCGCACUUUGUCCAUGUCCUCCCUGCCAGGACUGGAGGACUGGGAGGAUGAAUUCGACCUGGAGAACACAGUGCUCUUCGAGGUGGCCUGGGAGGUGGCCAACAAGGUGGGAGGCAUCUACACGGUGCUGCAGACGAAGGCGAAGGUGACAGGGGAUGAGUGGGGCGACAACUACUACCUGGUGGGACCUUACACGGAGCAGGGUGUGAGGACCCAGGUGGAACUGCUCGAGCCCCCAACCCCGGCCCUGAAGAAGACACUGGACUGCAUGAACAGCAAAGGCUGCAAGGUGUACUUCGGUCGCUGGCUGAUCGAGGGGGGCCCCCUGGUGGUGCUCCUGGAUGUGGGGGCCUCAGCCUGGGCCCUGGAGCGCUGGAAGGGGGAGCUCUGGGACACCUGCAACAUCGGGGUGCCCUGGUACGACCGUGAGGCCAACGACGCCGUCCUUUUUGGCUUCCUCACCACCUGGUUCCUGGGUGAGUUCCUAGCCCAGAACGAGGAGAAGCCACAUGUGGUUGCACACUUCCACGAGUGGUUGGCGGGCGUUGGACUCUGCCUGUGCCGGGCCCGGCGGCUGCCUGUAGCUACAAUCUUCACCACCCACGCCACGCUCCUGGGACGAUACCUGUGUGCAGGUGCUGUGGACUUCUACAACAACCUGGAGAAUUUCAAUGUGGACAAGGAAGCAGGUGAGAGGCAAAUCUAUCACCGCUACUGCAUGGAGCGGGCAGCAGCCCACUGCGCUCACGUCUUUACUACUGUGUCCCAGAUCACCGCCAUCGAGGCUCAGCACCUACUCAAGAGGAAACCAGAUAUCGUGACCCCCAAUGGGCUGAAUGUGAAGAAGUUCUCCGCCAUGCAUGAGUUCCAGAACCUCCAUGCUCAGAGCAAGGCUCGAAUCCAGGAGUUUGUGCGGGGCCAUUUUUAUGGGCACCUGGACUUCAACUUGGACAAGACCUUGUAUUUCUUUAUCGCUGGCCGCUACGAGUUCUCUAACAAGGGGGCGGACGUCUUCCUAGAGGCCUUGGCCCGGCUCAACUAUCUGCUCAGAGUAAACAGCAGUGAGCAGACAGUGGUCGCCUUCUUCAUCAUGCCAGCUCGGACCAACAAUUUCAACGUGGAAACCCUCAAGGGCCAGGCUGUGCGCAAGCAGCUCUGGGAUACGGCCAACACUGUGAAAGAGAAGUUUGGAAGGAAGCUUUACGAGUCCUUGCUGGUGGGGAGCCUCCCAGACAUGAACAAGAUGCUGGAUAAGGAGGACUUCACCAUGAUGAAGAGAGCCAUCUUUGCUACACAGCGGCAGUCUUUCCCCCCCGUGUGCACCCACAACAUGCUGGACGACUCCUCGGACCCUAUCCUGACCACCAUCCGCCGAAUUGGGCUCUUCAAUAGUAGUGCCGACAGGGUCAAGGUGAUUUUCCAUCCAGAGUUCCUCUCCUCCACCAGCCCUCUGCUCCCCGUGGAUUAUGAGGAAUUUGUCCGUGGCUGCCAUCUUGGGGUCUUCCCUUCCUACUAUGAGCCUUGGGGCUACACGCCGGCUGAGUGCACGGUUAUGGGCAUCCCCAGUAUCUCCACCAACCUCUCCGGCUUCGGCUGCUUCAUGGAGGAACACAUUGCAGACCCCUCAGCUUACGGCAUCUACAUUCUGGACCGGCGGUUCCGCAGUCUGGAUGAUUCCUGCUCGCAGCUCACCUCCUUCCUCUACAGCUUCUGCCAGCAGAGCCGGCGGCAGCGCAUCAUACAGCGAAACCGCACGGAGCGCCUCUCAGACCUUCUGGACUGGAAAUACCUAGGCCGGUACUACAUGUCUGCACGCCACAUGGCGUUGGCCAAGGCCUUUCCAGAGCACUUCACCUAUGAGCCCCACGAGGCUGACGCGACCCAGGGCUACCGCUACCCACGGCCGGCCUCAGUGCCACCAUCGCCCUCGCUGUCACGACACUCAAGCCCGCACCAGAGUGAGGAUGAGGAGGAACCCCGGGACGGGCCGCCUGACAUAGACGGGGAGCGCUACGACGAGGAUGAGGAGGCAGCCAAGGACCGGCGCAACAUCCGCGCCCCCGAGUGGCCGCGCCGCGCCUCCUGCGCCUCUUCCACCGGCGGGAGCAAGCGCAGCUCGGUGGACACGGCGCCCUCCAGCUCGCUCAGCACUCCCAGCGAGCCCCUCAGCCCUGCCAGCUCCCUGGGCGAGGAGCGCAACUAAGUCCGGUGCCCCACACUGCCGCCCCAUCCUGCCGCCCUCGUCCAGAGGGCGGAUGCAGAAAGGCGCCAUUCCGAAACCCCACUCCAGAUCCCGAACCCUCCUGGGGUCCACAGCCCCGCACCCUCCGGCAUACACUCCAGCCCCUCUAGCUCCCCUCUCGGAAUCCCCAACACUCCAGAAUCCACAACGCCGUGCCUUUCCUGGGUUCCAGAAUGCAUAAUCUGCGCCCUGGAGUCCUUCAGGCCUGGCCCAGACACCAGGGGCCAGGAACCUGCCAUUUCCCUGCCAUGGUGCCAGAGGUUUUAGGAAGCCUGGUCUGUUGCCUUCCAGGCAGGGGCUCCUAGAGCCCUUUGUGGCUUGCUAAUUUUAUAGCCCACAGACCAAUCCACGCUCAGGCCUGGCCCAAGGGCCAGCAAGCCCUGGAAACCAUGUGGUUUCCCUGCUAAUGAGACAAUCAAGUCCAAAGCUGGGCACUUUCAGGGACUUAACUGAAUGCAGAAGGUCCUCCAUUUCAACUCCAGAACUCAGGCUCCAGACCAGGGCAUCCCCUGUUUACUCUGAUGUGGCUCUUCCUGGUGUGUCUGGCUCUGCCUGGAGGGCCCCUCCAUCCCUGCUCUCCUCUUUCUCCGUACUUUGGCCAAUGGGGUGAUGGUGGUGCAGAACCACUUGGCUUCUCAUUCCUUUUGGAGAAUAUGCAGUCUUUGUCUAGAUGCCUCUCUGGCCUUUUCUGAACCAGACCUUUCUCCUCUUCCCUGAGUCUGAGCUCUCCUCCCUAUCUUGGGAUUCCUGUCCCCUCCAGGGAAUCCCGCUGCUGAGGACAGAAAUGGCUGUCUACCCCUGCCACAAGCCCCAAGCCCUAGGCCCACCACGAAACCACUGGGUUCUAGGUCCCGGCUGCUGAAUCUAGAACCUUACCACUGUGCUGCUUCCUGGUCCCUUUCUCCUGGUCUAGAACUGAACCCCCUAGGUUCUAGAACUUUCAUAUUUACCUCCAGGCUCUUCCAUCCUUAAGCUGUGCCCUGCCCCCAGCUUUGGUGAAAGGAAGGGGCCCUUCAUGUGUGCUGUGCUGUGUCUGAUGCACUUGGUUUGCAGUUGGGACGGGGAGGGCAGAACGGGGUGUGAUUGAUGUGUGUCCAGAGAUGAAAAAAUACAUCUAUAUUUAAGAAUCUCAGGUUUGGUCCACUGUGAGGGCUUGCUGGGCCUCGCUCCCGGCCCCUCACUCCUCUUGGCUUCUCUACCUCUUUACCUCCUUUAUUCUCCGCCCCCCCCCCCCC